Messenger RNA from Phyllopteryx taeniolatus (common seadragon), 2747 nucleotides. Its product is annotated as mitochondrial glycine transporter A-like. Gene Ontology annotation, molecular function: glycine transmembrane transporter activity. Lineage: Eukaryota; Metazoa; Chordata; Actinopteri; Syngnathiformes; Syngnathidae. Gene Ontology annotation, biological process: glycine import into mitochondrion. Gene Ontology annotation, cellular component: mitochondrion; mitochondrial inner membrane. Bases 972 to 1829 code for a protein of 285 amino acids. The transcript is spliced from 8 exons. The record is from RefSeq and is a predicted model, not a curated record.
AAUUAAUUUUAUUUUUCUAAAUACCUUGGCACCAGGGGGGCUCCGUACAUUCGUUCAUCGUUUUUAACUUAUUUUUAGUUUUAACCUAUGUUGUUUUUAAUGUGUGUGAGCUAUGCGUGCUGUUGGAAGGACGACUGAAUUUCCCCAAGGAGAUAGCUAAAGUAUGUCUCUGUAAUUAAUCCUAAAUCUAUGUAUCCCGAACCGUUACGUUACAUUGACCGCAAUUAUCGAAUGACACCCAAUACGGUGACCCAUUCACACACGUUAUCCUACCUUUAUUUAUUUUUUAAAAUUGUUAUUCCGACACGUUUUUCGACUGCGGUCAAGCCAGCCUCCACUCGUAAAAUAGCAGUCAAGCCAGCCGCCCCUAAUUUUGUUCAUACUAGGCAUUACGGUAAUAAGUCGCCAACUCGCGGCGAAGCCACCUUCAAAAUAAAAGCUUCCCAAUAAUACGGACGUCACUGCUCUUGGGUUUAGGAAUGCAACCAGCAAAGUUAAUUUGAAUCUUGAAAUACAUUACAUACAUACAUGCAUACAUACAUUAAAAAAUGUACUUUAUUUGAUAUCUUAGGAAAAAUAAAUGGUAAUGGACUGCACUUAUAUAGCACUUUAUCUACAUCAUCACAGUGCCCAAAGUGCUUUACAAAGCCUCACAUUCACACACACACAUUCAUAAACCAAUGGGCGACUGCCAUGCAAGGCACUGCCAGGCCCACUGGGAGCAAAUUAGGGUUCAGUGUCUUGCCCAAGGACACUUGGACAUGCGGACAGUCGUAGCAGGGAUUCGAACCUGUUCUACCUACUGAGCCAAAGCCAACCCAACAUAAUCCCAUUGGUAACGCAAGACAAGUCCUGAUAUGUGUGACAGACCACCAAGGACUCCACGAAAAGAGAAAGAAGAGCGUCUGCAGAGUGAAGGUGCAAAAAAGGAGCAGAAACUUUAGUCAACCCGCUCAAGUCCCGUACGAACUAUGGACCUGUCAUUGGCUCACCCAGCUAUCAAAGCCUUCAUGUGUGGUGCUCUAAGUGGAACUUGCUCCACACUGCUUUUCCAGCCCCUCGACUUGGUCAAGACACGUCUGCAAAUGUUGCAGAGUUGCGUGCAGCCUGGUUCCGGCCGCGUAGGGAUGAUGAGAGUACUAGUGAAUGUGGUGCGGACCGAGAGGCUGCUGGGACUGUGGAAAGGAGUUUCACCGUCGUUCAUGAGGACCAUCCCUGGUGUGGGACUCUACUUCAGCACUUACUACUCAUUGAAGCAGCACUUCUUCCAGGGGAAGAGCCCGGGGGCCUUAGGUGCUGUGCUACUGGGAGGUGGGGCCAGGACCGUGGCUGGGGUCCUCAUGCUCCCUGUUACGGUCAUCAAGACUCGAUAUGAAUGUGGCAGGUUCCGUUAUGAGAGUGUCACCGGGGCUCUACGCAGUGUGUGGCGGACAGAAGGUCUCGUGGCUCUGUACUCUGGCCUGAUGGCUACCCUACUCCGAGAUGUUCCUUUCUCUGGAAUAUACGUUAUGUUCUACAGCCAGAUGAAGACUAAUUUGCCAAACGAGAUCAACGUGUCUGCUUUCGCUCCUCUGGCUAACUUCAGCUGUGGGAUCCUAGCAGGGGUGUCUGCUUCGCUCGUCACCCAGCCUGCUGAUGUGGUCAAAACUCUUGUUCAAGUGAACCCCCAGUUGAGGACGACUGACGCUGUCAAAUACAUCUGUGCAGAACAUGGAUUUCAGGGCUUCUUAAGAGGGGCAGUGCCACGCUGCCUUAGGAGGACGAUGAUGUCCGCCAUGGCGUGGACCGUCUAUGAGCAGAUGAUGGCAUAUAUUGGGCUGAAAUCUUGAAAAAGAAAGUCAAGGCAAUUUAACAGAUAAGAAAGAAGAGAUAAGGUCAAGUGACAAAAAGAGGAAAAAUGCACCUGUGGAGCUGGCCCUAACGUGUCACAAGUACAGUACAGUAUUUGUCGUUAUUAGGAGAUGCAGAUGUGCACAAAGACAACUCGUCCUAGAAGAAAGAAUGUUAUGCUGAGGUUAGUUUAAGAAAUCCUUAUAUUUUUAAUGAGUAUUUUUGACUUUUCGAUUUGUCACAGUGUAGAAAUAUCUCAGUAAGAGUUCUUGUUUUGGUUUGUCAAGAGUUGUACACCAGUGGGCCCAGACAGCCUACAGUAAGACAUACAUGACGAUGUUCUAGAAAAGGCUGUGACUUCUGUACCACACACUGAUAUCUUGUAGCUAUUGUGUUAUUUUGCUUGCCUUUACCGUCACAGUUUGUAGUCCUAUAUCACAAUCAUGCCUUAAAAUGAAUGUUACCAGUAUAUAUUUUUAAAACCUACCUAAGUAUUUAUAUUUUAUAGUACAAUAAAACAAAUAUUCAAUCUCAACAAUGACGUGUGCUUCUUACCCUGCUCUUAAACUCUGUAAAUGAUUCAACCGAAGGAGUCUACCUAACAUAAAGACCUGCAACAUGACCUCAGAUAUGCUGCUGUGCAAAUCCAAGGCAUGUUAAAUUCUGGACCCGAGAUCACUGUAACACAAUACAGUCAGUCUUUGUCUUGUCCAACAAAGAUGAAACACACAGAGCUGUCUGGUAAAAGUUGAUCUACUUCCCAAAAUAGAAGUUUUGCAUUAAACCAUAAAUUCAAUGAAGCAUAUUGGGCUUGCAUGCUCUCUUAAUUCAUUGACUAUGAUCUAAACACUAUGGUGUAGGCUUUUGAAAUGAGAGACUAAUUAUUGAGUGUAAUAAAAGUGAUGCCAUAAAUAAGA